UCUUCAUCGUCAGUUCACCUCUCCCUCUCUGCAAUCCAUCCUCGUUCUUCCCUUCCAUGGACUCUAACUGCGACCAAGACGCCGUGAACGACCUGCCGGAGGAGAAUGGACGGAAGCGCAAGCUGGACGACAAGACCGUCCACGAGCCUGAGAGCAUCAAUUGCCGAAAGACCGUCUUGUGGCGCGAUGAGUUCCAGAACUUUUCCUACACAGAUCACAAGAAGUUCAUCUCUCGGGUAAAUCGGCUAAUGGAGAUGGGCUUUAUCAAAUCACUGGAUGGCCUGGUGGUCCCUAGGAUCGAUAUCCUCAACCGCUCCUUCUCUUGGGAGGAAUCCGAUAGAGUCGCUGCUAAAGUCGCAGUCUACUUGCUAGCUCGCCACGCUAUUGAGGAGCAAUUUGCAGAAGUGAUGGUGAAACAUGGAGCGAUACCUGCUUUGGUGAAGCAUUUGCGAGCUCCACCUUCAGGAGAAGGGGACCAGUGUGAGAAGCAUCUUGAGCACCAAGUUGAGGAGGGAAGCGCAGCUAUCCUGACCAUACUUGCUAAGAACCCUGAGUAUCAACAACUCAUAGUCGAUAGUGGCGCCAUAACCCAUCUUGUUAGUCUGCUGAAGAGGCACAAAGCCGGCCCUAGUUCAAGAUCGUUGAAUGAUGUUACCGAAAGAGCAGCCGAGGCUAUUAGUCAGCUUGCCUGGGAGAAUAGCAGUGUCCAAAUCCACGUCAGGAUGGAAGGUGGUAUUCCGCUACUUGUUGAGUUGCUUGAUGUUGAUGUCAUAAAUGUUCAAGGGGCUGCUGCUAGGGCAUUGCGGAUCCUGGCUAAAAAAAACAAUGAGAACAAGGAUCAGAUUGUGGAGUGUGGAGCUCUUCCUACCCUUGCUUUUAUGCUCAAAUCUAAGAAUGACGAGAUCAACUAUGUGGCGCUUUCAACACUUCUUAUUCUGGUGGACUCAUCUAAAAAAUUAACGAAACAUGUCAUGAAUGCUGGGGCAUUGCAACCAAUUAUAAGAUUGCUAGGUUCUAGCAGCAUGCGGGUCCAAAAGCAAGCAGCUUCACUACUUGCAGAAUUGGCUGCUGCCUAUUCAGACCGUAAGGCUAUUGUUCAAAGGGGUGCAGUUCGUCCUCUAAUUGGGAUGCUUCAAUCUCCUAAUGUUAAAGUGAGGGAGAUGUCAACUUUGGCACUGCGGAGGUUGGCUCAGGACAAACACAAUCAAGCUGGUAUUGCUCAUGAAGGUGGCUUACUGGCAUUCCUGGGGCUUCUAGAUUCGGAAAGCGGACCACUCCAGGCUGCUGCUGCUAGUGUUCUUGAGUGUCUAAUGGAUAAUGAGGAUAAUCUGUCGGAAUUCAUUAUCAUGGAUGGAUUUCGGAUGCUGCAACAUGUGAAAUUCACUAGCCAAGCAGUGGAAUCAUGUGUUGCAAGAACAUUGAAGAGUUUAAAGAACAAGAUUCAUGGACGAGCUUUAAAAGACUUGGUGUAUUUGAUGCAAGCAUCAAAGAAGGCCAUUCGAGAAAGAAUAUCUUUUGCUCUUGCUCAUCUUAGUUGCCCAAUCGAUCACCAGAUGAUUUUUCUCGACAAAAGUGGUUUGGAAUUGCUACUAGGAUUGCUUACUUCCUCUUGUCCUCAGCAGCAACUUGACGGUGGAGUAGCCUUGUUAACGUUGGCCAAACAUGCUUUGUGUCUCUCACCUGUAGAUGCAGCUCCACCUGUACUACCACCCCAAGUCAAUUUGAGGAAGCAGUACAAAAAGAAAACCAUGCCAUCUGAUGUAACCUUUUGGGUCGAAGGGGAACAAUUCUAUGCGCACAAGUUUUUCUUGUCUGCUUCUUCAGAUGCAUUCCGUGCAAUGUUUGAUGGCAAUUAUCGGGAGAAGGAUGCAACUAACGUAGAGAUUCCAAACAUUAAACGGGAGGUUUUUGCGGCAAUGAUGAGGUUCACAUACACAGGGUCGGUUGAUGUUACGUUGGACAUUGCAGAAGAUCUUCUCAGAGCUGCUGAUCAAUAUCUCAUGGAAGAACUUAAGAGAUUUUGCCAACAUGCCAUCGAAGAGAGUUUAUCAUUGGAAAAUAUUGCAGCUAUGUUAGAGCUCUCUGAAGACGCACAUGCGACGUCAUUGAAGAAGUCAUGCAUCUUGUUUAUCCUGGAGCAUUUUGAUGAAUUUAGGCAGCGGUACUCUCAUCUAAUUCAGGGAAUUGUGCUAGUGUUCCGUGAUUAUUUUUCUGAAGAGUUGACUAAGUGGACCUCCAUGCAAGAGGCAAAACAUCAAUCUCAUUAGCUCUGGCUCGUUACGGCGACAAGAGGAAGUUGGCAAUCCUCGCUAUGUGGAACC
Syzygium oleosum is the source of this 2321-nucleotide messenger RNA. RefSeq names its product ARM REPEAT PROTEIN INTERACTING WITH ABF2-like. Gene Ontology annotation, molecular function: protein binding. The record is from RefSeq and is a predicted model, not a curated record. Bases 57 to 2267 code for a protein of 736 amino acids. NCBI's taxonomy places the organism in Eukaryota, Viridiplantae, Streptophyta, Magnoliopsida, Myrtales, Myrtaceae. The transcript has 19 exons.